AUUCAGUUUUUUAUUUUUAAUACCGUUACAUUUUCAUAAUGCGCUUGAACCUUUAUUCUGUUAAACCGUCGUUUAGAUUAUCAACUUGUUCUGAUUCUUCAUUUGAGUCAUUGCCACUUGAUAACGACUGCUUUCGUGAAUAAAUAUGAGCGCGUUUAACAGGUUGUUGAGUUUACUUACUUUUUCUCGUGAGAAAAAAUAUGUAUAUUUUUGGCCUCUGUCGGUCGUUAUACAUGGUACCUUAAAUAGGGAAUAAUUGUAGCUCAUUCACAACUUCAUCCAGGGCUUCAUGUUAUGAAUCGGUGUAGUUGAACCACGUUCACUAAAUAGGUUGCUUAACCAUUCCGUUACUUUGGCACAGCUGAUUAGUAAUGACUGAUAAAUCUCAUAAUGGCGUUUCUGAUUAUGACAUGCUGUGAAUCAUUUGGUAAAACUGCAUUCGUUUUUAUGACUAGUUUUGCGUGUUUUGCGUUAGGAGUCAAGUUAUUUAAAUUUGCUUUGAGUGGCUAAUAUUACCGUUUAAUGCCAAUAAAUAUAUACAUAUGCAUACAUAUGUGUUAAGUACCAAGUGAAAAUGGAAAUCAGACCUUAUGAUAUGCGAAAUUCAGCAUAAAUGGUGUGGGUGAAGCUAUAAUGUAUAGACGAGCUUUGAGCGACGUUAAAGUGACUCUUAGAAUGUCGACCUACUUUCUGGGUCUAAAUUAAGGUUACAAAGCAGUUUGAAGAAUAAAAAUUAUGAUUUACAGUUCACGGUUAAAGGUAGGAAUUGUAAUUAGGGUCUCCACCACGAACUGUCAUCAGUUAAAUUGCCAAAACGCUAUUCGGCGAAUUGAUAAGUGAAUUUUGCUCUAAAAUCCGAAACCUGUUAUCCCAAAUCUGAUUAGUUCGUCCAUAAAUUAUAAUCUCACGUUUUUGUUAAAAACUUUUCUGGCUUUUAUACUGGCGUCGGCGUUUCCGAUCUCUUAUUGGGUUUAUAGGGUCACUUAAGUGUUACUCAGCACAGCGCUUUAUCAGUUGCUAGUCAAAAUUUUGUCAAUGAAGAUUUCACAAUGUACUAAGUUUCAUGAAACAGUUCAGUCUUUAAGGCUAUUUAAGUUGUUAUUGACAUCCACAACCAGUUAACACUAAUUAAUCUCUCAUGACACCAUAUGAUGACAGUCAAAACAUUUUUUCAAGGUACUUAUGUAUAAUGACAUGCACCUUAUUUACAAGCGAUAGAGAUUCAUCUUACAGCGUGUUAACAUAUGAAUAUUCCACGACGUUAUAAUCCGUCUGUGUAUAUAUGACCUACUGUUCAACAAGAUCGCUAACAUUGGUGACCACCCUUAUUUUAUCUUUUCUAACAAACGGUUUGAAUAUUUGUAAUCAUUAUCUUACCUCAUACUUUUUCAUGGCUAACAUAUAUCUAUGGAGGCCACUAAAUGUAUAUAUAAGCUGUUAACCCUGCUAAAAGUCAUAAGAAAAUGAAAUAUUUUGUGCAAUCCCAAUGUGAUCCAACAAUAUGAAUUUACAUUUCAUGAAACAAAAGUUGGUUUCUUAAACUAUCUGAUCGAUCUUUUUUUUAUGCAGUGCUGCCCAUUACUGUAAAAACGUGUUUAUAGUUUAGUUAGCUACUUAAAUUUACCAAUACUUAUUUACUCUCGGUGACUUGAGUCUGAGCCAAAGGAGAAUUUAUUUGUAGAGGUAUGAUUUAAAACCCAUAGGUAUGACUACAUGAUAAGACUGCACACUACCAGUAACUCAAAUAAAUCAAAUAAGUCACUAUGACAGUGAGGUUGAGACAAACUUAGAUAUUUUAGAAAUUUGUGGCCCGAAGUGGAAGGAUUAACAGAGUAGGUGAUGUAAAAAAAUAAAAAGAUGCUAAUUUGGUUUUAUAAACAAUAUCUAAGCGAUUAUCAACAGUAUCGCACUACAAUUGGAUUCAGAGAAUUGUGAGCAAAAACGGAAACAUCACUUUACAAUAUCCAGUAGAUUACUUGAUUGCUUAGACGGUUAAUCAAUUGUAUCCAUUUACAACUGUAAAUACAUCUUACUUUUUCUCUCUUUUAGAUUUCUACAUGUAUAUUUUUACCACAAUACCUCGAUAACAUACAUUUAGAAUAGGCCAGAAAAUUCAAAUAUUGGACAUCAUAGAUGAUACAAACUAAAAGUUCGUGGACUCCAUUGGUGAACAAAGACGCAAAUAAAACGGUAUUGUUUUGUUUAAUUCCUCCAUUACUUGUCAGUUUUAGCUUUUUGAAGAACGAAAACAUCUUAUUUUAGCUUGGUUUGCCAAAUGGUCAGAAAGUCAAAGAAAGGAGUUAAUGACGAAACUUUUUGAGUUAUGCACUCAGAAACAACUUGAGUCACUUUUUCACAAUAUAGAAAAUAAAAUUCCUUUAUACCAAAUAGAUUUUACUAGAAUACUACCAAGAGUUCUAUGCAUUUAUCUGUUUUCUUUUCUGGAUCCUAGAAGUCUCUGUCGCUGUGCACAGGUAUCAUGGUAUUGGAGAUAUCUAACUGAAUCAAAUGAAUUAUGGGCAUCGAAGUGUUUAAGAUAUGGAUGGGAUUUAAUCGCUUCACAUAGUCAAUGGGAACCUGGAAUUUGGAAGAAGCAUUAUAUUCAAAACAUACGUUAUCUUCAGUUUCAUAUUUCAGAGAAAUCAAUCAAUAAAGAAAAUGGUGACACAAAAGAAAGAUGUCCAGAAGAACUAUUCAAUAAAAGAUGUCAUACAUUGAAUUUUGUAAAUAAUCAUCAUCAGGAUCAUUAUGAGAACAAUAAUAUUGAUACUACCAUUAAUACUACUGCUACUACUACUACUAAUAGUAGUAGUACCAGUAGUAACCAUGGUGAUUAUGAUAAAAAACAGGAUAUAAAUAGAAACUAUAAAAUGAUUCAAUUAACUGAUACAUCUAAAUUAAUACCAUGGCGUGCACCAAGUCGUAAACCAUCGGAUACUCAUCGUUUUAAUUAUUUUGAUAAUAAUGAAACAAUCAAGCUAAAAUCUUCUAAAAAUGAAUUUCAAUAUCGGUUCAGUAAUAGUGCUGGGUCAACAAGAAAGAAGUACUCAUUAUCAUCAUCAUUACCACCGCAAAUUGAUGAUAUUUACAGUAAUGGUAUUAAUGGUAAUGUUCAUAAUCUGUUUAAGCAUGAAACAAUACAGAAAUCAACAUGUCCUAAUAUUUCAAUGUUCACAAGUCAUCAUAAUUCAAUCACAUUACCUUGGAAACCCACAUCUACAUAUCCUUCUGGAGCAUAUUAUCUUAAUACAGAAAAAAUACAACCACUACAAUAUAGUAUGAUUAAAAAAUAUUUUAAUCCUAAUUCUAACUUUAAAAAUAGUUCAAAAUUUAAUAAAAUUGAGAAUAAUGAACCGCUAAAUCAGAAACUACAUUUGAACAACUCAAAAUUGAAUGGAUCAAAUAAACAACUGGAUCAUGAAAUCCACAUGAUCAAUUUUUCAGAUAAUAAACAAACCUAUGGAAAAUCGACGGUUUUGGAAGAAUUGAAUUCUCAAUAGUAAACAUAGUAAUAAUAAUAAUUCUUCACACAUGAAAAUAUACUACUACACUACAAUAAUGAGUAGUUUUAAUUAAUUUGUAAACUGUAAAAUCAAUCAUGUUUACUUUUCCAUACUGAAUGAAAAAUACAUUUCCUUUUUUGUUUUUUAAAAAA
Molecule: messenger RNA, 3655 nt
Organism: Schistosoma guineensis
Lineage: Eukaryota; Metazoa; Platyhelminthes; Trematoda; Strigeidida; Schistosomatidae
Source: the annotation of a GenBank genome assembly